Ceraceosorus bombacis is the source of this 1151-nucleotide messenger RNA. The record is from the annotation of a GenBank genome assembly. NCBI's taxonomy places the organism in Eukaryota, Fungi, Basidiomycota, Exobasidiomycetes, Ceraceosorales, Ceraceosoraceae.
AUGACGUCGCCUGCGAGCCCUGCCCCGGUCCUGCUGUUCGGCAUAGGUGGCGCAACUUCCUCGGGCAAGUCGACACUAGCUGCGCAUCUGAGCUCUCUGCUCAACCAUGCAUACGAACAGCAAAUCCUCGUCGAUGGGACGCUUGGACGUGAUGGUGGCGAAGCUCGAGUGCAGGUAGUGGGGCAGGACGACUUUGCUCUUCCCGAAGAGCAACUGAGGUACGAUGAGAGAAUCGACGGCAAGGACUGGGACGAUCCCGAUCAGUGUGUGAGUUGGCGCAGAGCGGGCGAGAUUGCGGCUACACAGCGCGCAGAAAUCGAGGCGCUGACGCAAGCUCGAAUCACGCAAACAUACAUGUGUGCUCCACCAACUCGCUCCCUGCCACCGUUCCGAACGUGUCUCAGAUCGACUAUGCCCGAUUUGCAACGGCUCUGGAACAAAUUAAAUCGGGCGGCACACCUCCCGUCUCACCCAAAGAGGUGUCAACAUUGCCUGAAGUGACAACCUCGAUGUCCUCCUCUUCUUCUCAAACCGUACAGCGCAUUCUAGAGCUCUUGCAGCGCUUGAGCAAUCCAAAGAUCUUUUUGGUGGAUGGAUUCUUGUUGUACUACGAUUCGCGCGUGACUAGCACGCUGGAUGUGAGACUGUUCUUGAGGGCUUCGGAAGAGGAUGUGAGGAGUAGACGAGAGGGGAGGGUGUAUCACACAGCAGGUGAGCGCUUGUUGAGUGACAUUUGCAUCUCAAACGCCAGCACUGAUCAUGCGCUUUGUCCUCACCACGCUCACUCGAGUAGAAGGCACAACGUGGAGCGUGAGUGGCUGUCCUUGUCAGCCAUUCUUAUCAUUUCGCCCUGCGCUCAUCCUGCCCUCGUUGUCUUUGUCUCUUAGGACCCGCCAAACUACUUUGACCUGAUUCUUUGGCCAUCUUACGUCAAAGCGCACCAGAAUCUGUUCGAGCAGAGAGACGUCGAGCGAGGGGCGCUGGUCAAAGCUUCGCCUGAUGCCUCAGAGAAUCAGUCAGGCGGUCCAGUGAGCGGCUUACGACUGCUCGAGACAAGACACCAAAGCUUGGAAGAUGUGGUGCAGAAUGCGUGCCAGCUCAUCCUAGAGGAGCUGCAAGAGAUUGCCGCCAAGCAGUCUUGUUCGAGGUAG